This is a messenger RNA of Aricia agestis (brown argus), 2883 nucleotides long. Its product is annotated as serine-rich adhesin for platelets-like. The record is from RefSeq and is a predicted model, not a curated record. The transcript has 2 exons. Bases 1 to 2883 code for a protein of 960 amino acids. NCBI's taxonomy places the organism in Eukaryota, Metazoa, Arthropoda, Insecta, Lepidoptera, Lycaenidae.
AUGGGAACUGAAAAGAACGUAGAAGGCACCGCGUUCGCUGGCUCUUUCAGUGAUGUUACAACACAAGAGCCGUCUGAGAAUAUCGAAUCAACAGGCAAAACAGCAACAUACAAGAUUUCCGAAAAAAACUCUACUGAACAAACGCAGACGCCAUCUUCCACAUCGACACAAAGUAAUGUUGGACCCGAAGCGUCAACGGAAUUGCCAUUCAGCACAACAACAAUGGCAACUGAAAAGAACGUAGAAGGCACCGCGUCCGCUGGCUCUUUCAGUGAUGUUACAACACAAGAGCCGUCUGAGAAUAUCGAAUCAACAGGCAAAACAGCAACAUACAAGAUUUCCGAAAUAAACUCUACUGAACAAACGCAGACGCCAUCUUCCACAUCGACACAAAGUAAUGUUGGACCCGAAGCGUCAACGGAACUGCCAUUCAGCACUACAACAAUGGCAACUGAAAGGAACGUAGAUGUCACAACGUCUGCUAGCUCUUUCAGUGAUGUUACAACACAAGAGCCGUCUGAGAAUAUCGAAUCAACAGACAAAACAAUAACAGAAAAUAUUUCCGAAAUAAACGCUACUGAACAAACGCAUUCGGCAUCUUCCACAUCGACACAAAGUAAUGUUAGACAUGAAGCGUCAACGGAAUUGCCAUUCAGCACAACAACAAUGGCAACUGAAAGGAACGUAGACGUCAUGACGUCCGCGAGCUCUUUCAGUGAUGUAACAACACAAGAGCCGUCUGAACAUAUCGAAUCGACAGACACAACAGACAAGAUUUCCGAAACAAACGCUUUUGAUCAAACGCAGUGGCCAUCUUCCACAUCGACACAAAGUAAUAUGAGAACUGAAGCGUCAACGGAAUCGCCAUUUACAACUACAACAAAUACAACUGAUAAGAACGUAGAUAUCACCACGUCUGCUAGCUCUGUUAGUGAUGUUACAACGCAACACACGUCUGACAAUAUUGAAUCCACAGCUACAACAACAGAUAAGAUUUUCGAAAUAAACGCUACGGAACAAACGCAGUCAGCAUCUUCCAAAUCGACACAAAGUCAUGUUAGAUCUGAAGCGUCAACUGAACUACCAUUCAGCACAACAACAAUGGCAACUGAAAGUGAUAUAGACGUCACGACUUCCGCGAGCACUUUCAAUGAUGUAACAACACAAGAGCCGUCUGAGAAUAUCGAAUCAACAGACAAAACAGCAAUAGACAAGAUUUCCGACAUAAACUCUACUGAACAAACGCAGUCCGCAUAUUCCACAUCAACACCAAGUAAUGUUACACCCGAAGUGUCAACGGAAUUGCCAUUUAGCACAACAACAAUUGCAACUGAAAGGAACCAAGAUGUCACAUCGUCUGCUAGCUCUAUCAGUGAUGUAACAACACAAAACCCGUCUGAGAAUAUUGAAUCGACAAACAAAACAACAACAGACAAGAAUUCCGAAAUAAACGAUACUGAACACACGCAGUCGGCAUCUUCCACAUCGACACAAAGUCAUGUUAAAUCUGAAACGUCAACUGAACUGCCAUUCAGCACUACAACAAUUGCAACUGAAAAUAACGUAGAUGUCACAACGUCUGCUAGCUCUUUCAGUGAUGUAACAACACGACACUCGUCUGAGAAUAUUGAAUCGACAAACAAAACAACAACAGACAAGAAUUCCGAAAUAAACGAUACUGAACACACGCAGUCGGCAUCUUCCACAUCGACACAAAGUAAAGUUGGACCCGAAGCGUUUACGGGAUUGCCAUUCAGCACAACAACAAUGGGAACUGAAAGAAUCGUAGACGUCACCACGUCUGCUAGCUCUGUUAGUGAUGUUACAACGCAACAGACGUCUGACAAUAUUGAAUCCACAGCUACAACAACAGAUAAGAUUUUCGAAAUAAACGCUACGGAACAAACGCAGUCAGCAUUUUCCACAUCGACACAAAGUCAUGUUAAAUCUGAAACGUCAACUGAACUGCCAUUCAGCACUACAACAAUUGCAACUGAAAAUAACGUAGAUGUCACAACGUCUGCUAGCUCUUUCAGUGAUGUAACAACACGACACUCGUCUGAGAAUAUUGAAUCGACAAACAAAACAACAACAGACAAGAAUUCCGAAGUAAACGAUACUGAACACACGCAGUCGGCAUCUUCCACAUCGACACAAAGUAAUGUUGUACCCGAAGCGUUUACGGAAUUGCCAUUCAGCACAACAACAAUGGGAACUGAAAGAAACGUAGACGUCACCACGUCUGCUAGCUCUGUUAGUGAUGUUACAACGCAACAGACGUCUGACAAUAUUGAAUCCACAGCUACAACAACAGAUAAGAUUUUCGAAAUAAACGCUACGGAACAAACGCAGUCAGCAUUUUCCACAUCGACACAAAGUCAUGUUAAAUCUGAAACGUCAACUGAACUGCCAUUCAGCACUACAACAAUUGCAACUGAAAAUAACGUAGAUGUCACAACGUCUGCUAGCUCUUUCAGUGAUGUAACAACACGACACUCGUCUGAGAAUAUAGAAUCGACAAACAAAACAACAACAGACAAGAUUUCCGAAAUAAACGCCACUGAACAAACGCAGUCGGCAUAUUUCACAUCGACACAAAGUAAUGUUGUACCCGAAGCGUUAACGGAAUUGCCAUUCAGCACAACAACAAUGGCAACUGAAAGGAACGUAGACGUCACAACGUCCGCGAGUUCUUUCAGUGAUGUAACAACACAAGAGCCGUCUGAUAAUAAAGAAACAACAGACGAAACAACAACAGACAAGAUUUCCGAAAUAAACGCUACUGAACAAACGCAAGUCGCCAUCUUCCACAUCGACACAAAUAAAUCUUGGACCCGAAGCGACAACGGAAUGGCUAUUCAGCACAACAACAAUGGCAACUGA